This is a messenger RNA of Oikopleura dioica, 1386 nucleotides long. The record is from the annotation of a GenBank genome assembly. NCBI's taxonomy places the organism in Eukaryota, Metazoa, Chordata, Appendicularia, Copelata, Oikopleuridae.
AUGCUGGACCACGAAUCACACAAGAGCCUCUACGGUGCUCACACUGAUCACAUCAGUGGUACUACCUUCUCCCCCAGUCAGACUUCUGCUAGUCCUCCUCUGAACCAUCUAGGGGCACUGAAUCCAGCAGUCGUCGAAAAAGUGAGUCCGUCUUUGAGCUCCCUGCACGAGCCACUGCGAACCUCGAGCCCAGUGCUGGAAGAUUACGGGGUUGCGCAGGAGUCGAUUUCCGGCCAUUCAACAGGGAUUAAUACUUCCUCAAACUCCUCCUCGCCGGAAAAUACCACCACAGAUGAAACUUCCCCCGCUAAAGAUUCCACAGGCACUAAUCCUUCUGCUACUAAUGGCACUGACUCCAAAUCAACCUCAAAGGACUCCAACUCGAAGAGCUCCCGCCGCCCAGAAAAGCCCCCAUACAGUUACAUCGCCUUGAUUGUUAUGGCCAUCCAGAGCUCGCCAAUGAAGAAACUCACCCUCUCCGAAAUCUACCAGUUCCUCCAGAAUAAAUUCGAAUUCUUCCGCGGCAGCUAUCAGGGCUGGAAAAAUUCCGUCCGACACAACUUAUCGCUAAACGAAUGUUUCAUCAAGCUGCCUAAGGGACUUGGCAGACCUGGAAAGGGCCACUACUGGACUAUUGACCCCGCUUCUGAAUUCAUGUUUGAAGAAGGAUCAUUUCGAAGAAGACCGAGAGGAUUCAGUCGAAAAUGCCAAGCAUUGAAGCCAUAUUCAAUGCUCCCUGGAGGCGGUUUCUCCCCAUACGGAGUCGAAAUGUUCCCAUCAGGCGUCCCAAGCUCACCGGGCCUCACGUCCCCAGCUUCGUACAAUCCAGCCGCUCAAUUCGGGAACUUUGGUCUUCCUCAGCACGGACUUCCGAACUCGCUCUCUAAAUCGCCCGGCCUUGAUGGAUCUUCUCUGUCAUCGACUGGCAUCGACACUUCUUCAUACACAGAUUUUACCUCUCAGUCCUCAUUCUUCACUCAAUAUCCUCAGUACGGUUUCGCAAACAUGGCCGGCUACGGUUACCCAGCGACUUCAAUGUCCUCGACGUCGAUGGCGUCUUCGCUGCCGACGCCGUUUCCUCUCUCAUCCUCGUCACCUGUGAACUCGUCGACGACGUCGACGCUAAACCGUGAAUCGACCUCGCCUCUCAACAAUCCCGCCCAUGCGAAUCAGCUCGAGUUCGACAGUUCGAUGAAGUUCAAGACUGAGUACGGCGUGACGCAGACUGCUCCUGUAGCGGCCGUUGCCGCGGCAGGGAAGUCGCCAUCAGUGGCAAGCGCGGCUGGCCUCUCCUACCCUGGUAGCGCGCUUGGUGCCUACUCCCAAUACCCGCAGUACUCCACCCCCUCGUCGGUACUACCGGACCAAAAGCCCUGUAUAAUGUAA